AUGAAUGCAUUCCUAUUGAUGAUAUGUAUAGCACUGACAAAUUAAACAGGUAAGAUAAUUAUACAAUUAUAUGAGUGAGAUAUAUUGGAUUGAAUGAGGUAGUAGAUGAUGCUAUUGAAGCCUAUGAUUAUAAGGUAUAUAGAUUAAAAGUGCAUAAUCCAGAGAAAAUGUAGAAUCGUACUUUGAUAGUAUAAUUGUUACCAUAGAUUGGAAAUCCUAAAGUAGCUGUAGAUUGUGAUAUGUAAUUAUGAAUAUUCAAUAAUAGAGAACCAAAAUUAUUAGAUUAUUAUGAAUGGUAAACAGGAUCUUGGUUUAUGUAAUAACUAACAAUAUCAUACUAAGAAAGACAAGCAUUAAAUUGUACAGAUAAUGAAUUCUAUAUUGGUGUUUCUAGUGAAGUUGUAUCAGGUUACUAAUUAGUAACAUAUAUUUGGGAUGGAAUCCAAUAAUUGGACUAUAAUAUUCCAUUAAGGUAAAGUUAAAUUACAUAAUAGUGGUGAAUUAGUAGAGAAGGAGAUCUUAUAAUUUAAAUUGAAACCAAUCUAAACAACUGAAUAAAUUACUUUAUAGAUUACAGCAAAUUAAGUAGAAAAGUAUUUAAAGUAAUGUACAAGUGAGGAUUGUUAAAUUACUUAAAGUGAUUAUGAAGGUAAUGAUACUGAUACAUCUGCACAUAUUACUUAAUCUUCACUUUCUUUUGUUCAUACAAAUUGUUAAGAUUGUUUUUAUUUAAUUGGAUUAAAAAGUGAUAUGAAGACUCAAUUUCGUAUUCUAGCCAAACGCAAAGAAUAACAUAUUAUUUUAAGAGAAGGUGAAUAAGAACAAUUUCAUGUGGAAGAAGGAUUCUAUAUUUAUUAUCUAUAUAAUAUUCUAAAUGAUACUAAUAUCAAAAGUAUCAAAUUCUAAAUAACUCAAUAUAAUGGAACAUGUAUGAUGUUUGGUAGUUCAUCAGAACAAUAUCCUAAUAUUACUAAUCAUGAAAUGAAGAGUUCUUCUUAAUUGAAAGCUAGUAAUACUACAACAUUUUAUUUGAGUGUAUAUGGUUAUACUCAAUGUUAAUAUGGUAUUUACACAUAAGUAGAAAGAUAUUAAACAAUCAAUUAAACUCAUUUUAUAUAACUUUAAAGUGGAGUACCACAAAAAUAUUUAUCAAGUGAUCAAUACAGUUUCUUUUAUAUUUAAUUACCUUAGAAAUAGAAUUUUACAAUAACAUUAUAAAAUAUUGAAGGCAAUUUCAUUAUGUAUGUUAAGUCUAAUCUAAAGAAUAAAGAAAUACCAGAUAGUAAUAGUUAUUAAUGGAAGGAUACUAAAUAAAUUGAAAUAAAUAUUGAUGAUCCUAAUUAUGCAACACAAUAUUAUAUUGGAGUAUAAAGUUUAAAUUAAAAUGGUGAAUUCAUUAUCCAAUAUAGUAUGCAUGGAGAUAUUGAAUUUUAUCAAGUAGGAUAAUAGAUUAUAGGUACUGUAGCUGAGAAAAAGUUUAGAUAUUACAAACUACCUAUGCAAUCUAGAAAUCUCACUAUUACUAAAGAUAUUUACUCAGGCAAUGAUGUGGUUGAUUUAGACAUGUUCAUAUCUUUUGAUUAAAAGAAUACACAUCCAAAUAUUAAACAUUAUAAUAUCUAUCUAAUUGGUAAGAAUUUAACUAUUCCUGAUUCGGAUUUAUAAUGUCAAUAAAAUACUUCUAAAAUUAAUGAUAAGAAUCUAUGCUAUAUUUAUAUAUCAGUAUCAUCAUCAUCAGGAACUAUCUAUUAUACAAUAUCUACCAAAUAUAAUAAUAGUAGAAUCUAAUUACAUGAAGGUUAUCCCUAAACUGUCACUUUCGAUUAAGAAACUUUAUUUUAUUAUAUCCUUAAUUAAAAAGAGAUCUCAGUACAAUGGUAUUCUUAUGGAGGAAGUUAAGCAAAUAUUGAGGCUUAUUAUGGUAAUAAAGAUAAUUCAGAUUUGAAAUAUGAAACAUUCAAAUCACAUUCUUAUUUCACUUAAUUUUAAAGCAUAAUAGUUCCAGAAACUGAGAAAUAUUAAAUAUUGUAUAUUCAUGUUUAACCUAUCGAACCUCAUUAUUAAAAUGACACAUAUACUAUUGGUAUUUAUGAGGAAGUACAAUUAUUAACUUUAUCAGAUCCUAUCAUAGAUAAAGUUUAAAAAGGAUAAACAAAAUAUUAUAAACUUAGUUUAACAUAAGAUGUUAAAUCAAUUGAAGUUAAUGUUCAUGUCAAAGGUGGUGGUUAAGAUCUUGCUAUUCCAAGAAUCUCUAAAGGAAAAGACAAAAGACCUAGUUUAUAUGAAUUUGAUUUAUAUUGGGUAGAAAUAAUUGGAUCAACUUAUAUUAUUUAAGAAUAAAAUAAUCGUUAUUUGGAAAAAGAUGAUUAUAUAAUAGGAGUUUUUGGUUAAAUUGAUUGUGAAUAUUAAAUUAGUUACAAUCUUGAUGAUGCUAAAUUUUUUAAUGCUUUUCUAGGUUUUCCAUUUGAUGUACUAUUUGUUGAAAAUAUACCUUAUAAUUAUAUUUUUAGAGAUAAUCCAAAUGAUAAAGAAUUUAGAAUUAUAGUAUUUGCAAUGUAAGGGAAAUUAUAAAUAAGAGCAAAAAGAUUGGAUUCUAAUGAUUAUGAUUAAACUGUCAUUAAUAAUAAUGAUACUUUAUUUAUAAAUGAAAUUAUUGAUAAACAAAAUUCAUAUUUAGUAAAGACAUGUAAAAAUGUUAGUUGCAUUUAUUUAAUUGAAAUUACUGCUAUUUCAGGUGAUAGUAAAGGUUUAAUAGAAUUUAGUAGUCAUCUAUAUUAAACUACUUUAUAUGAUGGUCUAUAAUGGAGAGAAAUCUUGAAUGAAUCAGAGACUUCACAAUAUCACUUUUAUUCAAAUGAAAAUGUUCAAAUUAGUAUUUAAAUGAUAAGUGGUGAUAUCAAAUUAUAUUUGAAAGAAGGAUAAGAAUUAAAACACAAUGAUGAAGCUGAUUAAACAUAAAGAGUAUUAAAUGAUACUUAAAUUAUAUUCAAAAAAAAGAAUAUUAAUGUAUCAUUAAUUACAAUUAAGGCUGAAUCAUUAGCACCAAUUUCUAUAUUUAAGAUUAGUGCAGUCAGAUUCUAUAAAUAAACUUAUACUAUUCAUUUGGGUUAGAUGAUGACUUAUUAUAUUAAAGCACAAGAUACUAUUUAAUUGUAAUAUCAAUCUAUUACUUAAUUAAUUAAUAAUCAAUCAAAAUUUAUCACUUUAUAAAUUUAAAAUAUUCAUUAAUCCUUAGAUAAUCUAUAUAUUGAUAUUAGUCAUAAUUCUAUUAAACCUAUUAAUUAUUUUAAUAAAUAUCCAAAAGCUAUAUCAUAUUAUUUAUAUGAUUAAUUUGGUUUGUAUGAUAUUUCAAUCAAAGCUUUACAUAAUAAUACAUAUAUUAAAAUAAUCAUUACAAAUGGUGAAUUAAAUGCUUUAAUUGAUAGUAUAUCACAAUAUUAAUUAACUAAAAUUGGAUAACCAAAUUAUUAUGAAAUAUUUUUAUAAUCAAAAUCAAAAUUACUCUUGGAAGUCUUUACUUGUUCAGGAUCUAUUUUAGUAUAGGGUACAAAAAAUUAAACUAAUCUUGCCAAAUAAAUAUUUGAAAUUCAAGUCAUGAAUUCAUCUCAAGAACACAUUCAAACAAUCUUAUAACUUGAAGCAGGUACAUACUAUUUCCUAGUGAAAUUAAUAUCAAGUCAUACUUAAGAUGAUAAUAAAAAUAAAAUUUCAUCUUAUUAUAUUAAGUAACAAACAUUUGAUUAUGGAGAAAUAAUUCCAUAAACAUCAUUCUAAAUAAGUAACAAAUCUAUAGAUUGGUACAAAGUUGAUAAUAAUUUAAUAAUCCAUAUACCAAAUUUAAUUUAAGUAAAAAAAGAUAUUACAAUAAUCCACAUUUCAUUUAUUGUUAGAAUGUAAUAAGCAAUUGGUGAGAAGAGUCUUGCAUGUAUGUUUGAAUCUAAUUAUGUUAACAACAAGACCAAUGUUUAUGGUAAAUAUACUUAGGUUGUGGAAUAAAGCACAUAAAGUAAUAUAACAACUGUUACUUUUGCUACAAAAGACUAAUAAGCUAAGUAUUUAAGUGUAGUUGGAAAAGUAUAAUUGUAAAUAGAAAAUGAAAUAGAAGAACUUACAUAUCCGUUACCAAUUAUAGAAAUGAAUUAUACUAACAAUUAAUAGGAAUCCAUCUAACAAUGGGUCUUAUUAGGUAUAUUUCUGACUAUCUUGCUUAUCACUGGGUUCUUUAUAUACUUUAAUAUUAAGAAAUAAGUGCAUCAUUAAAACCAUAACACACUCAAUAUUGAAAUGAAUUAUUAAACAUUUAAUAAUUGAU
This is a messenger RNA of Paramecium primaurelia, 4312 nucleotides long. The record is from the annotation of a GenBank genome assembly. NCBI's taxonomy places the organism in Eukaryota, Ciliophora, Oligohymenophorea, Peniculida, Parameciidae.